Dentiscutata heterogama is the source of this 710-nucleotide messenger RNA. The record is from the annotation of a GenBank genome assembly. Lineage: Eukaryota; Fungi; Glomeromycota; Glomeromycetes; Diversisporales; Gigasporaceae.
CAUACACCUGCCCCCCAAAAAUAUCAAAUCCCUGAUGAUUAUACAGCUGAAACAACUUGGGGUAGAGCUACAGAAGCCGCUAAUUUAUUUCAUGAAGUUCGAACCAAAACAUCAGGAGUAUAUUUAUUUGGUCUUCAUCUUAAAAUAUUAGAUGAAGUAAGGAAAUUUAAGUGGCGAUCAAAUAUAUUAAAGCAAAUUGAUGAUUGUAGUAAUUCCAAUCUUACCAAACAUGCUAUAACUAUUGGAAAAUCCAUGUUGACUGAAUUUAAUGAGAAGGUUUCAAAUCUAUACAAUCCAAAUAAUAUACUAAUAUUGGAAAGUUUAAAUUAUUUAAUUAAAGGACAUGCUUAUGAAAUUAAUUAUGAUGAUUAUGAGAAGAUUAAAAAAAAACAAAAAACUGAAUUGAUAGUUAAAACACUUGAUAAAAAAAAAUUUUCAAGAAAUUCUUACCAAGAUCUAAGUUCAAUAGAGUUUCAUUUGCUAUCUGAAAAAAUGAUAUAUGAAAAACAUCAACUAAUUAAUAAAAUAAUGAUACAAUUUAUACCAAUAUCAACAAUAUAUUUAAAUACUGAAAGUCAAAUAGAUCAAACUGAGAAAGCUGAUGGUUAUAAUGAAUUUAUAGUACAAGAAGUAGUUAAUGCCACUAGAAAAGGUCCAUUAGUUAAUCUUAGAUUAUCUGGAGAUGGGCAUAAUGUUGGAUGGCAAAUAAA